Messenger RNA from Sclerotinia trifoliorum, 2873 nucleotides. NCBI's taxonomy places the organism in Eukaryota, Fungi, Ascomycota, Leotiomycetes, Helotiales, Sclerotiniaceae. The record is from the annotation of a GenBank genome assembly.
UUCCUGUCGUACGAAUCAUUGGUUCAACGAGCUGUUGUGGAUGCCCUCAAGUAUUGAGGUGCGGCAGUGAUGACAAAAGUUUAUGUCUUUGGCAGAAUUGGUCGUCGGUUGUACCGAGAGGAUGGAAAGCAUCGGUCCAGAAUUGAGAUGCCUUUGAAUCAAUCAUCGUGGAUGGCUGCGCACAGCUUCUGAAGAUCAAUCAUCGUGGAGUCAGAAAUGAUUGUCCCACGAGUAUUAUUCUCUUAUUAUACUGAUUGGCAUGAGGCGUUGAGGAUCCUUGAGAGUACAGCAUGUUUCCGCUAACUACAGCGAGCCAAUGAUGAUGAAUAACACAAAACAAACAACAGUCCAAGCAAAACAUCGCAAAAGACUAACUAAGGGAAAAUUGGAUUGAAAUGAAGGUCCAACAGUUUGUCGAUGAAAUAGGAAGUAUUCUUGUGGGUGAGAUGGAGAAGUCGCAAUAUUCCACAUCAAUCACGUAUAAUGGAUGGGGUAACUGCGAACCCAAGUGCUCUUGCCGCAUGAUCUCAGCAUAAACAACCAAACUAUCAAAACUCGUGAUACGUUACAUUGUAGAAAUCAAGACCUCCAUCUUUCCCACUCAAUUGGUCGAUGCUUUCAAUAUGUACGAUUUCAAGUCUAUUGUUGACACUUUCCGAUCAUGUUUGGUUCCUCGUCGUCGAACAAUGCUCACCCUCAAGCUCGAUCAAAUAUCAAUCACCGAAAUCUUGCAAGGUUUAAAGAAUGGUCAUUUCUCAAGCGAAGAACUUGUUAGAGUUGGUUGAUGGCCAUGUGGCUUCAUUUUCACUUGACUAACGACGAUGAAGACUUACAUUAAGCGUAUCGAACAAGUGAAUUUGAUUGUCCAUGCCGUUAGUGAGAUUAAUCAUAACGCUAUCGAAAUUGCUAGGGAAAAAGAUGAAGAACGAUUCCGCGGCUCGGCCCGAGGAAGUCUUCAUGGAGUACCGAUCCUAAUCAAGAAUCUAUUUUUCACCACUGAUGGCCUCAAAACCACCUGUAAGCUUUUUUUCUUCUCCUUGUUUUUUCUUGAUCCGGCUCAUUCUCAUUAUAUCUCAUGAAGUUGGCUGCACGGGAUUUCUUGAAGCCAUUCCAAAUAUCGAAGCAACGACAGUCAUCAAGCUCCGUGAGGAAGGCGCAAUUAUCCUUGGAAUAGCAAAUGGUUCUCAAUGGGCAAAUAACCGAUGCACUCCUGGUUGGUCUGCCGUCGGAGGUCAAUGUUUGGGUAUCUAUUUUAAAGAUCAACAUCCUAAAGGUUCAUCAUCCGGCAGUGCUGUUGGAGCUGCUUUAGGACUUUGUGCUGCUGCUUUGGGCUCUGAGGUUCGUCAUUUCUCAAUGUCUUUGGAUUACGUGGACUAAGGUUUGUCUGUACAGACUUCUGGUAGUGUAACAUUACCCGCCCAGAGAUCUGCCAUAGUGGGAAUCAAACCUACAGUAGGGAUGACUUCGAGAUAUGGAAUGUAUCUUGCGAGUAAUAGUCAGGAUACUGUAGGGGUAUUGGCAAGAAGUGUUAAAGAUGCCGCGCUUAUUUUGACUGUGAUUGCAGGUAAGUCUUUUGAAUACAUUCAAAAUACUGCAACUAAGAUCCGAAAGGCGAGGAUCAAAAGGAUCCCAUCACAAUUUCGGAUCCUAGAGAUUCAAUAUCCUGCAGGAAACCAUUUGGAACUCCAGAUUUUACAAAGGCAUGCAACUCUAGGAGGCUAGAUGGCAUGCGAAUAGCAGUAAGAAGUUUCAAAAAUAUCAGACAAUUAUGAUGUUAACCCUACAACUAGAUACCUCGUCAUAUGCUCAAAAACGUUGAUCCCACCACUCUUCACCUCUUCACAAACGCAAUCAACACAAUCAAAACCCUAGGAGCAAUCAUAGUAGAUCCAGCUUCAUACCCCAAAUUUAAUCCCGAUAGAUCUUCGUGUACUGGUGACCAAUAUGAUCUCGCUUUGCAAGUUGAUAUAUAUCACAGUAUAUCUCCAUUCCCUAUAUCCUCAAUACCUAUCAACUAACCAUCCUCACAGACAUGCAAAAAUCCCUCUCCUAUUUCUCCACCAACCCACACUCUCUCUACACCCUCUCCGACAUAAUCUCCUACACAAUCACCACACCCGCCGAAGAAGCCUCUACGAGGGGUUACACAUUCUUAGAAUCUUGUCUUAAAGCAGGAAAUACAUAUUCCCCCAUAAGCGAAGAAUACAUAAAUUCCAAAACAGAAAGAGAAUACAUGGGUAAACAAAUCCUAAAAUUACUAGAUAAAUUCGAAUGUGAUAUGAUUCUCCUCCCUACCUGCGUAGCUGUCGAACCGGCUGAUGUGGGUGGCAAUCCUGUGGUAAGCGUACCGAUGGGAUAUUAUCCUGCGGGAACGGAAAUUAUGAGACGGAAUGGGAUGGUGGAUGCUGGGGCGGGGAUUCCGUGAGUUUUUUCGUUUUUUUUCUUGUUUCUUUGGGUUUUGGUGAUGUGAUGAAAAAAUACUGAGGGGACUAAUUAUUGAAUGACAGGAUUGCAGUAUCGUUUAUAGGAAGAAGAUGGGAUGAUGAAAUAUUAAUCGCAGCGGCGAAUGCGUAUGAGAAAGCUACGAUGUGGAGGAAGAACGGGAAGAUACUUGUGCAAUGUGAUGUUGAGUUGUCUAUCUCUAUCACUAUCCCUAUCUAGGGAUUUAUAACAUCUACUCCGUACGGAAGUGAGAGAAUAAUUAAUUCGGUACUCGAGUAGGUGGGUCUAAUUUACUUCUCUGAGUUCUAUUGAACUAGGUAUGAUUCCAAUACGCAUCUAUGUAGCUUUUAGUUGAAUAUCCCUAUAAUUGUAAACUUCCUAGGUACCCGUAGAUUAGGUUAAAUUAACCCUAUAACACGAAAACAAGAAAU